Serendipita indica DSM 11827 is the source of this 2217-nucleotide messenger RNA. NCBI's taxonomy places the organism in Eukaryota, Fungi, Basidiomycota, Agaricomycetes, Sebacinales, Serendipitaceae. The record is from the annotation of a GenBank genome assembly.
AUGAACCUCACCGCGGACGAUACAAGCCCAAACUUUAGCUGGUCGGGCGAAUGGCGACGUCAGGCGACAAACCAGGUCAGCAUCAACGACAACUUUUUCCUCAAGACGUACCAUGCCGCCCAGACAAAGGGGGCUAAAGUCAGCAUCACAUUUGUCGGCUCUGCAUUUCAGAUAUACGGAUCCACUGGGCCUAACCAUGGCAAGUAUUCUGUCACAUACGACGGCACCAUCAAAUACACCACCGGCUUCGCUGAGCAGGCCCGGUACCAGCAGCUCCUCUUCUCCAACAUAUUUGGCACCGAGGCCGAGCGUCAUACAGUCGUCUUACAAAAUGAAGAAGACUUCUGGCUUGAUUUGGACUUUAUGGUUCUUACUCUUGCUGCGACUACGGAAACGUCGACGACAGACAUUGGCGCGUUUGAGUCGACUGUUACUCCGGCAACCGCUCUGCCGUCCUCAUCCGCGGGCUCGACACUGAAUGGUGACAACGGCGCGACCUCUUCAGACUCUUCCGUCUUCAAAAUUAUCACCUUUGCGCUUGCGGGUUUACUUGGUGUCCUACUCCUCGGCGCAUUGAUAUGGUUCCUCCGUGGAAGGCGGCAACGGAGUCAAUCACGGAACGCCGGAUCAGAGCAAGAGGACCUACGGUAUUCGAUGAAGGGAGGACCAGGAACUCUGACCGAUGGAACUGAAGGCAACGCGGACAAAGUCUUAGGAAUUGGGCGGGUCAACAUCGGUGCCAAGGAAGAUGCAUCCUAUAUGCAAACGCCAACAACAGGGUCGGGAUACCCUGUAGAUCAGCACCACAACGAAGUCAGGAGCGUCGGUAGUGGAAGCAUUGUAAGCGGUGCUGCCCGCGAAACGCUCAUCGCCCUCAAUAACAUGGGCAAACGACCUGGAUACAAGAACCUCCCAGGGGGCUCAGACGGUAGAGAAACGCCGACUUCGUUGAGGACGCUGGGUUCCGCUGGCCAGACAUGGCUAGGCGCGGCCUCCAGGCGAGACUCGGAAGUGCGGUUCAAAGGGCGCGCACGAAACGAGAGCGUAACGAGCGAUUCGGACCAAGCAUCGAGCGGAACGCAUCUAGUGCCAAAUUAUAACAACCGCUCGCAGCCGAUGCGAUCGUCUGCUCUGGCUCACCGGCCAGAACGAGACGAAGAAUAUGCGGAUGAGGGGAUGGGGCUAGAUAUUUACUCGUCCAACAUGCGCAACGACGCAGAACGACGAGCGGCGGACCUACGGAGAAGCGCAUCUGUUGCCUCAUCCGGUAUCUUGGACAGGAUUACCUCUAGCCCACCACCUGCGGUACCAGAGCUCCCGCCGCUAUCUGCACAGGGCAGCUACAUGUCUUCCAACAACAACUCGAGUCGAGGGAUGCGCAGUGCGUCUCCGCCACCGCAGACUGACAACGCGAGCAUAUAUUCUGCCUCGGACGCGUACUCCGCGUUGACCCUGGCUACACGUGUUCGCCAUCCGUAUGGACGUGGAAACUCGAUGCUUGUGAGCUCCAAUUCGAGCACACACAGCGGCGGAACUGCUUCGACUGCGCUACGACCACCACCAAUCCGAACUCCCAACGAGGAUCGUGAACGCGAACGCAGUCAAAGGGAGCGGGAAAGGGCGGAAAAGGAGCAAGAGGCGGCUCGGGAUCGUAAAAACCGUUCUGAAUCGCGAUACUCGCGCCCGCCGCCAGAAUAUGCUUCUCCAAUAGCACAAAAGCAGCAUCAAGAGUGGGGUAGCUCUCAGGGCGCGUCUUUGCAGCGACAAGGGACACGGCAUGGCGACAUUCCGAUUACGAUUGAAGGAGGCUUUGGUGCUGAAUUCGAGAGCGAGAGUCAGGAGAGUCACUCACACGCCUAUGUUGGAAAUACGAGCCAUAGCAACGCCGCUCAACAUGGUUAUUCAAGCUACUCUCAACCACAACAUGUUCGCAAUAAUUCUGCGAUGGGCUCCGGGUCAACAACGCUGUCUGCGCCCAAACGUACGCUUCAACCAGAACACAAUGUGCGAAGCUACACGCCUGAUCGUAUCAUGGCCGUUCCAGGUGAUAGGAAUCAGGGGUUAGGACGACCAUCGGAAGACCGCGUAUGGACGUUGGACGGAGUAGCCUCUUCCCCGAAGAAUAUGAUCGGGAGACCGAUUAUAGACGACCGCACUCGAAUAGGGACGAGUAGCCAAGUACGACGCGUCUCCCGAGUGCCAGCCCCGAUCCCAUAG